ACGAGAGCAGUGAGCAAUACAACGCGAGGACAGUUGCACGGCUAACGAGCGCCUAGCCGCCCGCCGGACUCGGACACCGGCUCCGGCAGGCCUCGCCCGAUUGUCCACGAGCCCCGGGUACCCGCCACGGUCUCGUCAAUUUCUCUCCUUCGCCUCUCGCGGGCUCUCGCCUCUCGGCCAUACUGUAGCGCAUACCUGCUCCUUUUUUUGUUUGUACUUCCCUCCGCCCCGCUCCGUCCGCGGGAGCCGCGCACCAACGCCACCAACACAUCGUCUUGUGACGCGCUGUCGGACGCAUGCACGUUACUCGGGCGCUUUUGCUGCGUCCGCGCGUAAAUAUUCACGCUUACAAUGAGAUCUUUCAUAUAACGCCGAACACAAUCUAUCAAUAUGAAGUGCUUCGCCGCGAUCCUUUUGACCGUAACCUUUGUGACUGGUGCCGCCUCCGAGGCCUCUGUGCGGACAUGUGAACCUAUAAAAGUGGCUAUGUGCAAGAAUAUCGGUUACAAUCAAACGGGUAUGCCCAACUUGGCUCGACAUACCCUACAAGCAGAUGCCGAUGUGACUUUGCAGACGUUUACACCCCUAGUACAGUACGGGUGCUCACCCCAGCUGGAUUUGUUUCUGUGUACAGUUUAUGUGCCCAUGUGUACAGAUAAAGUGGCCUUACCAAUCGGACCAUGUAGAGGACUAUGUGAGAGCGUAUACGCCAGAUGUUAUCCAGUGCUUAGUGGAUUUGGUUUUCCCUGGCCGACAGAACUAGACUGUUCAUUAUUUCCCGCAGAAAAUAAUCAUGAACACAUGUGCAUGGAAGGUCCCGGCGACCAUGCACCACCUGUAGGUACAAUAUCCCUAGAUGCAUCUAAUUCAGGCAGGCCAGGCGCCUGCAAGCGACUCUUGAAACCUAAAAGCUGGGUGUGGGUACGUGGAUCAGGACGUUGUGCACAAUUUUGUGAUGCUGAAGUAUUAUGGGAAGCUGGGGAACGGCGGGCGGCAGAGGUGUGGCUUGCGACUUGGGCUGCAUUGAGUUUCGCUUGUACGUUGGCCGCAGUCGGAGCACAGUUGGCCUGUGGUGACAGAGGUGGAGCUGGCGAGCGUGCUUUAGUACUGGUGGCACUGUGCCGAUGUGCCGCAGCCGCUGGUUGGGGCGUUCGCGCUGCGGCAGGUCGCACAGCCGCAGGUUGUGCCAAGGACUCUGCUAUGCCCACACGAAUGCUGUUGGCACAUGAUGGUCUGGCCAAUCCUAACUGUGCUGUUGUUUUUCUACUUCUAUAUUACUUCGGGCUGGCGGCAUCUGUUUGGUGGGUUGUGGUGGCAGGUGCGUGGCGCGCGAGCGUUCUAAGACCACCGACUACUCCUGGUACAGCACGCAACGACCGUCACUCCUCGCUCCUCCAGCUGGCAGCGUGGGGUGUGCCGGCAGCGUUGGCCGCCGCUGUUCUUGUCACUAGAGACGUUGAUGCUGAUGAACUCACAGGUACUUGCUUUGUGGGUAAUCAGUCUACUAAAUCUUUAUUGGCAUUGGUUAUCGUCCCGGAGUCGAUAUGCCUACUUCUUGGCUGCCUGUUCCUUGCAUCGGGCCUUCGCGCAAUACUGCGGCGGCCUGCUCCGAUACCAGCUCCGUCUGCUCUCUUGAGCGGCCCUCCGCAACCACCAACAGACCAGAGUUUACUACGACUAGGAGCCUUCGCAGCUUUAUACGCCGUGCCAUCUACUUGCAUACUAGCAACAUGGAUGUACGAGUAUGCUUGGAGAGAUCACUGGUUAUCAGCUCCUAUGCCAUCUACUGAACCGUCAACCCAUCCGCAUCCUGCAUUUUGGGUGUUCUUGUUCAGAAUUUUCGCAACGCAAAUAUUGGGUGUUAUGGUCGCAGUUUGGAUAGCGACGCCCCGAUUAAAAGCCUUAUGGCGAAUGAUAGCUGGACCAAGGAAACCACCUUUAGCAAAGUGCCCAUCCGGUCCGCCACCUACGCCUUUAACCUUACAUUGUUAUGCCACUCACCCGCAUACACUGUCGCGGUCACAGAUUCACAAAUACGCGACGUACAGACCACCACAGCAACAUUCGUACAGAAAGCCAAGACAUUAUCAUUACUCUGCUGGUGAAACUAUCCUUUGACCGGCACAUUGGUAGCCGUCUGCUCAAGUUUCAAAAGACACGUCACUAUAGCAAGAGCGCCUCAGAUUGCAUUUAAUAAUGAUAGGACUGUAUAUAAUAGAAUAUGUUUCAUUGAUGUAAAAUAUAAGGUUUUGAAGUGCCAUUAAUUACGUUUGUAUAGUUUUAAGGCUGAAAUAGACCAACAAUGGAUUGGUUAAUUAAAUUAGGCAAUUACAACAUGCCAAGUCUUGUCAUGCAAAGGGCGAGCAAUGCAUGUUUUCUUAAG
This is a messenger RNA of Achroia grisella, 2383 nucleotides long. It is a transcript of the gene fz4, whose product is annotated as frizzled-4. The transcript is spliced from 3 exons. The coding region runs from base 391 to 2118 and encodes 575 amino acids. The record is from RefSeq and is a predicted model, not a curated record. Gene Ontology annotation, molecular function: Wnt-protein binding; Wnt receptor activity. Gene Ontology annotation, biological process: canonical Wnt signaling pathway; non-canonical Wnt signaling pathway. Gene Ontology annotation, cellular component: plasma membrane. NCBI's taxonomy places the organism in Eukaryota, Metazoa, Arthropoda, Insecta, Lepidoptera, Pyralidae.